Molecule: messenger RNA, 1089 nt
Organism: Penicillium argentinense
Lineage: Eukaryota; Fungi; Ascomycota; Eurotiomycetes; Eurotiales; Aspergillaceae
Exons: 1
Coding region: 1-1089 (362 amino acids)
Source: RefSeq, a predicted model, not a curated record
AUGUGGCUAUACCGGGGUGCGCAGUCGGCUGUCUUCUACUACGCCACCUGCACCCCUUGUGCGGAGAGUUUUGACCGGCGCAAACGAAAGAAGGAUGCGGUACGGACACAGCGUCUCCGGGAAAAAUGCGACCUCGAGAUUGUCACCGACCAACCCCGACCCUUCCCCCAACCGACUGCAUUCAGCACCAAUGAAGGCUGGAACCAGGAAAUCGCCUUGGGUCCCGGACCUCCAGCCCGGCGAGGCGGACACCGCAAUAUGCCUCGAACGGAUAGUUGGAAUACGGAUCAGAGUUCGCAAUUGAAGAAGGACAAGAGUGGCGGCUUGAUACACCCCAUCGCCGAACGGUGGAAGCGAUACCAGCGCGAGGACGAGCCACUCUGGGGCCAGGAAGUACGCGGGUCGUCAAUUGGCUUCUCCGGACGUGGUCGCGCCGACCAAGAAGAACCCUCGAAGUAUUACAUCGCCCGCGCACCCCCUAUCAACGAUCUUCACCCGCCGAUCGUAAGUGGGCCAAUCAGCCGCGCCGACACCCGCUGGAUGCUUCAACCGCCGCCCAGCGCAAAAGUAAUGGCCGGAAAGGAACGCUUCGACACUUCCCCGCGCGACAGUAUGGGUGGAUUCACCCGUGAUCGUACUUCCCGUAUGUCUCGCCAUGGCGCCAUCACUGAAGAGCGUCGCUCCGGCGAUGGCAUCAUCGACGAGGUGGUUGAACAGCAGUUGCCGCGUCAACCAUCACAAUCCCUGGUGCGCGGACUCUCCGAGAGCACCAGCCGCGAGAACCUCGAUAACCCCCCUUAUUCUCGAUCAAAUUCCAUGUCCUCCUUGGCCAACUCGGAUGACCAGUCCUUCAGUGCGUCGUGGAAGCACCCAGAUACGCCUGCGACUCGCCCGGUCUCCAAAUCCACCGAAGACAGCGGGAAGGCGUAUACCCGCCCUCAAAUUUCCAAAACCCUCUCCAUGAUGCAGCGAGGGGACAAACAAAAGUUCCACUGUUUGCAGGUUGAAAUCAACGACGAUUCCCGCGACGAAUUUGGACUUGGCCAAUUAGAACGCAUUCACCCGUGGCGCUGGAGCAUGGAUAUCUAA